AUGACAAUCCCCAAGCUCAUCAUCAUCAUCAUCAUCAUCCUCUCUGUGUUCUUCACAAAACCAAUUCAAUCAACAACACAUUUCAUCAAAUCAACAACAAACGACACCGCUCCAAAACAAUACUUCGAAGUCACCCACCCACUCCCCACCGACAACGUCACUCCGUCAUGCUCCGUCAACCUACUCAACCACACAUUUUCAAACACCACUAACAGUUCUUCCGUCACCGUUAACUACACAACACCACCUGACACAUGUAACUGGUCCGUUGCCAUCCUCCAGUUCCAAGCCGAAUGUAAAGACGAGCAGUACGACCGUAUUGCCGGAAUCUGGAUCGACGGCGUAGAGCUGUUGCGAACGAGUACGGCCCAACCGACUGAGAAUGGAAGCUUCUGGAAUGUUCGGAAGGAUGUGAGUAGGUAUUCUUCGGUUAUUUCUCAGUCUAAUCUCACACUCACUGUCAUGCUUCAAAACCUAGUUAACGACGAGUUCACCGGCGUUUACGACGUUAAUAUCACUUUGCUUUUUUACUCUACUUCCGUUAGAGUUCCGUUAUCCAUAGUCUCGGAAAUUCAUACCUCUCCAAGUAGUAGAAAACUGAUUUCUGUUGAAAAUGAUCAGGAAUUUGGAGAGGAGUUCUAUAGCAAUUUAGCAUUACAAUUGUUAUAUCCGUAUAAUAAGCCUGCUGAUUCGAUCGUACCGAUAUCUGCAUCUGGUGGUGUUAAUGAGAGUUUUUGGUUUAGAAUUGAAGAUGAAUUUGAUGUUAAGACUCAAAAAGUUAAAAUAUCUAAUAAAACAUACAAAGCAGUGCUGGAAUUGUAUGUAUCUUUUCAUGGAAAUGAUGAAUCCUGGUACAUGAAUCCUUCGGAUUCAUAUGUAGAAACCAACCAUUUGUCGACCGGACAAGCUCACGGUGCAUACCGUGAAGUUUUGGUGACGAUAGACGGGAAAUUAGUCGGGGCUGUGGUUCCUUUUCCGGUUAUAUCCACCCGUGGAAUUAAUCGGCUGUUUUGGGAUCCGGUUGUGUCGAUUGGAGCUUUUAAUCUUCCGUCUUAUGAUAUAGAUUUGACUCCAUUUCUAGGGCUUCUUUUGGAUGAUAAGAAUCAUACAAUUGGGAUUAAAAUUGCUGACGGUAUUUCAUUUUGGCUUGUGGAUGCAAAUCUGCAUCUUUGGUUUGAUAAGUCGAAUGUUGUUAAAGCGAAGACUCUGAAGUCGAAUGUCCCGACAAUGGAGGUUCAACGUAGCACUAAUUUCGAACUUCUUGAUGGAGAGUUCGAGAUACAGGGAGAACGAGAGAGUAAAGUUACUGGUUGGGUGUAUUCAAGCGCGGGCAAUCUUCAAACUCAAUGUACAGAAAAGAUCAAGUUCAAGAGCAAACUUAAGUAUAAAGAGCAAGGUACCAAGAAAGAAGUUGAUCAGAGGUACAAAAGGAAAACUAGAAUCAAGAUCACAAAUGAAGUUGGUAAGGUGGUUGACAGUUUAGAAGUGAAAUUUAAGUAUCCUUUGAAGAUCUCCAUUGAAACGAAGCCUGGAUUAGACAUUGAUACCUCUGUGAUGACAACAAAAGUGGUGCAAGAACGGAGCGAGCGGUUUUAUGGUGGUAAAGAGUUGAUGGUUUUGAGCCACAAACAGAAUUGUACUGGUUUGGUGGUGGUGAAGGGUAGUUUUGUGCUGUCGGGUUCGGCAGAAACUCAACAGAAUUACAAUUAUAACAAUGGUCGUGGUUGUUAUUCUCGAAUGGUUGAUGUGGUGGGUGGUGUUGUUGUUGGGGAUGAUACGAGCUCGAUUUGUGUCUCAGAUGUCGAUUGGUAG
Molecule: messenger RNA, 1812 nt
Organism: Helianthus annuus (common sunflower)
Lineage: Eukaryota; Viridiplantae; Streptophyta; Magnoliopsida; Asterales; Asteraceae
Product: peptide-N4-(N-acetyl-beta-glucosaminyl)asparagine amidase A-like
Exons: 1
Coding region: 1-1812 (603 amino acids)
Cellular component (GO): vacuole
Source: RefSeq, a predicted model, not a curated record